AUGCAUCUCAAGUCCGUCCUCGCCACCUCCCUGGCCGUCUCAGGCACCCUCGCCUACCCCGGCAUGAACGAGCAACUGUCCGAGAUCCAGAGCCGCACCCUCUUCAGCAAGAGCGAGUCCAACGAGCUCCUCGGCGACCUCGUCACCCUCAAGGACCGCGAGCUCACAAAGGUCGGAAAGGACAUCAAGGGCCUCCUCCAGGGCAAGGGCAACCCCCAGUCCGAUGAGCGCUACAACAACGUCCCCGCCCUCAACUCGCCACAGUGCAAGAAGGACACCUGCUGCGUCUGGCGCUACGUCGCCGACGACAUGUACCAGUUCAUGGCCGGCUCCUCGGGCCGCUGCACGAAGUGGGCCCGCGCCGCCGUCCGCCUCGGCUUCCACGACGCCGGCACCUGGUCCAAGGCCACAGCCUCCCAGGGCGGCGGCGCCGACGGCAGCUUCAUCCUCGCCGGCGAGAUCAGCCGCUUCGAGAACCGCGGCCUCGAGGAGAUCACCGCCCGCUUCACCGAGCUGUACGGCAAGUACAAGGACAUGGGCUGGGACAUUGGCAUGGGCGACUUCAUCCAGAUGGGCGCCAACGUCGCCACCGUCAUCUGCCCCCUCGGCCCGCGUGUCAAGUCCUACGUCGGCCGCAAGGACAGCGACGAGCCGAAUCCGGAGGGCCUCCUGCCCAGCCCGUUCGCGCCGGCGGACCAGCUCAUCCAGCUCUUCAAGGACAAGACGAUCAGCCCGCACGGCUUGGUCGCGCUGCUCGGCGCGCACACGACCAGUCAGCAGCGGUUCGUCGACCCCGCGAGGGCCGGUGACCCGCAGGACAGCACGCCCGGUGUCUGGGACGUGUUGUACUACAAGGAGACUCUGAGCAACACCUCCCCUCCCCGUGUGUUCAAGUUCCCCUCCGAUAUCGCCCUCUCUCAGCACCCCGAGACCAAGAAGGAGUUCAAGGAGUUCGCGGGUCUUCUUGGACAGUACCACUGGAACGAGGACUACGCCAGGGAAUACAUCCGCCUCUCCCUGCUCGGUGUCAACAACAUCAACCAGCUUACCGAGUGCACCAAGGUUCUGCCGCCCACGACCAAGGGCUUCCGCAUCAUCGACCAGUUCAAGCUCGACAAGUGGCUCAACAGCGUCGGCAACAAGGGAGCUGCCAAGAAGGCGUCUGAGGAUAUCGAGAACGGUGACACCAUCCAGGUCGAUGUUCCUGCCAACAACAACCGUAACUAA
This is a messenger RNA of Colletotrichum karsti, 1227 nucleotides long. Its product is annotated as ligninase h2 precursor. Gene Ontology annotation, biological process: hydrogen peroxide catabolic process; response to reactive oxygen species; cellular response to oxidative stress. The record is from RefSeq and is a predicted model, not a curated record. Gene Ontology annotation, molecular function: heme binding; peroxidase activity. Bases 1 to 1227 code for a protein of 408 amino acids. Lineage: Eukaryota; Fungi; Ascomycota; Sordariomycetes; Glomerellales; Glomerellaceae. The transcript is spliced from 2 exons.